Molecule: messenger RNA, 2617 nt
Organism: Carassius gibelio (silver crucian carp)
Lineage: Eukaryota; Metazoa; Chordata; Actinopteri; Cypriniformes; Cyprinidae
Exons: 19
Coding region: 204-2150 (648 amino acids)
Source: RefSeq, a predicted model, not a curated record
CAGCAGUGGUCACAAGCAAGCUGGUGUUCAACUCCUCAUCUCCAGUGCCCAGUGAAUCUCUGGUCCUCAGUGCUAUCAAUACUCUCCGUCAUUCCAGAGAGUCACAGCUCAAUGAAUCGGUGAAGGUGCUGAAUGUCACCUAUGAGAAAAUUUCAGAAACCUCCUAUGCUGUGGUCUUUACCUUUAACGUGAUUAACAUCAGCAUGCCAGAGGAACCUGUGUCUAGAGGCAACACCAACCAGAAAGUUCAGGAUACCAUCAAUAAUGCGCUGAACACUCUUCUGAAUGAACCUGGCAGUCCAACUUUACAACCCAAGACCUCCAACUUCACGACCACUUCAAACCAGAUUAAUGGCAGGAUGGAAUACAGCUUCCAGAAUGGAGAUGUCAUACAACCAUUCAGCUUCCUCAAUGAGCUACGUCUUCCAACCACUACAACAGUGUUCCCAGUCACAACAACCAGUGUUUCUGUUACUACUCCAAAACUCAUAUCUGGUUCGGCAGUGGUCACAAGCAAGCUGGUGUUCAACUCCUCAUCUCCAGUGCCCAGUGAAUCUCUGGUCCUCAGUGCUAUCAAUACUCUCCGUCAGUCCAGAGAGUCACAGCUCAAUGAAUCGGUGAAGGUGGUGAAUGUCACCUAUGAGAAAAUCUCAGAAACCUCCUAUGCUGUGGUAUUUACAUUUAACGUGAUUAACAUCAGCAUGCCAGAGGACCCUGUGUCUAGAGGCAACACCAGCCAGAAAGUUCAGGAUACCAUCAAUAAUGCGCUAAACACUCUUCUGAAUGAACCUGGCAGUCCAACUUUACAACCCAAGACCUCCAACUCCACGAUCACUUCAAACAAGAUUGAAGGCAGGAUGGAAUACAGCUUCCAGGAUGGAGAUGUCAUAAAACCAGUCAGCUUCCUCAAUGAGCUUCGCUCACAGACAGUCUUAACGACUGCCAGCACUGUGACAACUACUCCACUGAUAGUGCGUGGCCAAGCGCUUAUAUUCAUUCGCCUCGUAUUUGUCACACUGGGCCCCCUGCCAAAUCCAGAGAAGGUUCUUGAGGUGGCCAACACUCUUCUGAAGACGCGUCUCGCAACUAAACAAGACACCACAACACAAGACCUGAGUGAUCCUGUGAGCUUUGUCAACGUCACAUAUACAAAAAUCAAUGAGACGACCUAUGCUCUUGACUUUGGAUUUGAAAUCAGCAAUAUAACCAUGACUGAGAAGCUUGAACUCAGGAAUGGCACCCACCUGUUAAUACAAGACUCUAUAAACACAUUGCUGGGCAAGAUCCUCCUCAGUAACUCCUCAGCUCCUAUCAUUAAGUUCCAAGCAGCUGAUUUCACGGGCAAUUCCACAGUAAUUAAGGCCAAUGUAGAGUAUGUUUUCUCACCAAGUGAUAUCACGCAACCCAGCAUCUUUGUUCAGGAACUUAUCCAACUUAGCGAAGCGAGCACUACAACUUCCCCACCAAACUUGAUUAAGAGGGCGAUUAUUAAGAUCCGUCUCGAGUUUAUCACACUUGGAACAAGACCAAGUGAGAGUGAUGUUCUUCAGGUGGUUAAAUCUGUGGUGGCCACAAAUCUCACAACUAAACUAACCACGAGAGUAACAAUCAUGAGUGAACCUGUGACCUUGGAGAAUGUUGAGUAUUUGGGAAUUAAUGACACCGCCUACGCACUCAUUUUUAAGUUUGAAAUGAACAAAGUAUCACUGACAGCGACACAAAGUCAAGAAGCCUAUAACGAAAUCCAAAAGAAGAUAAAUUAUUUGGUGUUCCAGAUACUAAAGGACCCCUCGGUUAAUCUGUCCAUCCCAGCCAAUUUCACGGAGAGUAACGUUUUGAUUGAGGCCAAUGUUAUGUAUGUUUUCUCACAAAAUAACAACAACACGGCCUCCGGGUUCUUGGUCAGUGCCCUUUUCAAGGCUUUUACUACACCAGCUCCAACCACCAUAAGCACUACAACCUCCAACAAUGGUACAAAUGCAGCUUGGGUUGUGGCUAUUAUUGUCCCCUGUGCUAUUAUCCUCGGGCUUGUUCCUUGCUGGAUUCUCCUUUGCUGUUUGCUGUGUGGUUGCUGUGCGGCAAUCAGAAGACGUUGGCACAGAAGACAGUCGUACAACGUGCAGUACACCACUCGAAACAGUCUCUUCUAGAGAAUUCUGAGAUAUUUAACAAAAACAGGACUGAACACCAAUGAAAACAAAAAUCAUGGAUUUUGGAUAUUCAAUAUGCUAUUCAAUACUGCUUCUUUUAUAGUAAUGAAAGUACUAUGUUAAUGCUUUUAUAAAUGAUUUAUUUUAAUGUGACAUUUGAAUACGUCCUAUAGUAUAUAAUUAAAUUGUAUUAUUUUUAUUUAUUCUUAUUUAUUUGUAAUAUUCUGUUUAUGUUUACAGUUAAUAAUCUUUUGCAAAUCAUUAAUCUGCUUGACAUUACACAAUUUAAUUUUAAGGGGUAAAAGGUAGAACAUUUGAAUGAGAGCUAUUAUUUAUUCAUACUUCAUGCACUUUAACUUUAUAGAUCUAAAGCAAAUGUAAAGCAAGCUCAUGAUGUAAACGAAAUGCAAAAUUAAUAAUAAUAAUUUAUGAACGUCAUUGGCAUAAACAUGUUAAUAAAACUGUUA